Corylus avellana is the source of this 2224-nucleotide messenger RNA. The record is from RefSeq and is a predicted model, not a curated record. Lineage: Eukaryota; Viridiplantae; Streptophyta; Magnoliopsida; Fagales; Betulaceae.
UGAGGUGUUUGGUGAAAUGCCUAUGCCAGAGAGUUUACAGGACGUGGAAUACUUUGAAUUUGAUAUGGCGGUAGUUGAUGGGUUGCUUGCUCUUGCCCCCUACGGGGACAAUGAAGAUAUUCCCGUGUGGGUGAUGAAAGAGUAUGGAAGAGUGGAAUCUUGGACUAAGCAGUUUGAUAUUAAAUUUCAGGGUGGAUCCUGGUAUGUGGAUUGCUUCAGAAAGAAUGGUGACGUUCUACUGACGGAGGGGGUUGGACAUUUGUUUUAUUACGAGCGUAAUGGCGAACGAACCUGGGAUCUUCACCUUAAUUACACAACUGGGUGGUCUUAUUUCGAUAAUUAUGUGGAGACCCUUGCUCUACUGGAUGUAGCAGAUGGAGUUUUGGGAGUGCAGGCGACUUCGUAUUGUGCUAGUAACCUCAAGAAGAAAGAAAGGAAGAGAAAAAGGAAGAUACAGAGUUUGGGACAAAUGUAAGGGAUCAAUUGUGAGCAAGCAGGAAAAGCACGUUAAACCAAAAGAAGGGUUCUGCUUUGAUCGUUGGUAUUGAGGCAAAGGAUUAGAUUCCUGUUCGUACAAGUUGGAAUUGUGGGGGGGAUUUUCUCAAUGCUAAAUUUUGUCAGGUCCAGAACUCAGCAAAGGUCCACUAGAUCUAUGUCACUUGGAGGCAUGGAUUACCCAGAUCCGAAAAAGAAGAGCAGCUUUGUAGGAAAAAUUAUUUUGGCUGCUGUCCUCACAGCAUUAUGCAUUCUGGUGCUCAAGCGAUCUUCCAGUUUCAAUGCUCCAAGCCCGUUCUCCCAUCAUGAACAUGGGGUAACACAUGCCCUAGUAACAGGUGGUGCUGGCUAUAUUGGUUCACAUGCUUCCUUUCGUCUUCUGAAGGACUCAUACCGUGUAACUAUAGUGGACAACCUCUCAUGGGGAAAUCUAGGUGCUGUAAAGGUUCUCCAAAAAUCAUUUCCAGAAGCUGGAAGGCUUCAGUUUAUUUAUGCUGACUUAGGGGAUCCAAAGGCUGUUAAUAAAAUAUUUUCAGAGAAUUCGUUUGAUGCUGUUAUGCAUUUUGCAGCUGUUGCAUAUGUCGGGGAAAGCACCCUUGAUCCACUCAAGUAUUAUCAUAACAUUACAUCAAACACCUUAGUUGUGUUAGAGGCCAUGGCUGCACAUGGUGUGAAAACAUUGAUAUAUUCUAGUACAUGUGCAACAUACGGGGAACCUGAAAAGAUGCCCAUUACCGAAACAACUGUGCAGGUCCCCAUUAAUCCAUAUGGAAAAGCUAAAAAGAUGGCAGAAGAUAUAAUCCUUGAUUUUUCUAAAAAUUCAGAUAUGGCAGUCAUGAUCCUAAGAUAUUUCAUUGUGAUUGGGUCAGAUCCAGAAGGCAGACUAGGUGAAGCUCCGAGACCUGAACUACGUGAACAUGGAAGAAUCUCUGGUGCUUGUUUCGAUGCAGCUCGUGGUAUUAUUCCUGGGCUGAAGGUCAAAGGAACAGACUAUGAUACACCUGAUGGAACUUGCAUACGGGAUUAUAUUGAUGUCACUGAUCUGGUGGAUGCUCAUGUGAAAGCUCUUGAAAAGGCGGUGCCGAAAAAAGUUGGAAUUUACAAUGUUGGCACUGGAAAAGGUAGAUCUGUGAAGGAGUUUGUGGAGGCAUGUAAGAAGGCAACAGGAAAGGAUAUCAAGGUUGAUUUCCUACCCCGCCGGCCUGGUGACUAUGCUAAAGUGUUCAGCGACCCGUCUAAGAUCGCCUGGGAACUCAACUGGGCAGCGCGAUACACCAAUCUUACAGAGAGUUUGCAAAUUGCAUGGAGAUGGCAAAAGUCGCAUCGUGACGGAUAUGGAACUGCUUAGGGCAGUUUCUUGCUGAAAGGGCCACAGAUUCACAGCAUCAUUCCAAUAGCAGACCCCAUGCAUUGCUGCUGAUUUCAGCUGCUGCGUUCUAUUGCUCUCUUAGAAUGGUGGGGGUGUUCAUCAAAAUUAAGAUUUUUUUUUUUUUUCCCUGGUUAGAGUAUUUCACCGUGGGAUAGUAGUAGGAUGGGCGGUUAUUCAUUACAUGUAUUAGAACAGAGAAAUAGUUGAAUAAUGAUUGUUAUUGCGCCAGUGAUGGGUGAUGGUAGUAAAAGCUCUGAAGGCUGUAAAAUAACUGUUAUAACUGUCUGAAGACAGGGAAAGCUAAAUACCGUUUCAUUACAUUGUCCUUCUUCCUUAAAUAAGUGCGCCGUUUUCUGUGUC